Triticum turgidum subsp. durum (durum wheat) is the source of this 741-nucleotide messenger RNA. The record is from the annotation of a GenBank genome assembly. NCBI's taxonomy places the organism in Eukaryota, Viridiplantae, Streptophyta, Magnoliopsida, Poales, Poaceae.
AUGGCCGGAUCACACAAUGACAUCAACGUGCUUCAACGCUCGCCGGUGUUUGCAAAGCUUGCCGAAGGCAAUAGCCCCCCGGACCUGGUGUUCGUCGCCGCCGAGCCGUUCAUCGACGACGACUGCUUCGUCAUCUCCCUCGAGGUGCGCUACGGCAAGGAAGCUUUUCCCGUGGGCUCGGCCAGCAUCUCGCUCGCUGCCAUCGAGAGGCGGGUCGACGAUCGGAAGGUGGCAUCCAAGUGGCUCGACCUUCUCCCCUCCGACGAGGCUAUCAGAAAAGUGGGCAAGAGGGCGGCCAUGCACAUGCACGGCGGCCGGCUGCACGUACGAGUGUGCCUCGACGGGGGCUACCACGUUGCCGACGAGCCGCAGUACGCGAGCAGUGACUUCCGGCCUUCGGCGCGGCAGCUGUGGCGCCCGCCAAUCGGCGUGCUGGAGCUUGGCAUCGUCGGGUGCAAAGGCCUCCUACCGAUGCGCACCGCCGACGGCAAGGGGUGCACGGACGCGUACGCCGUGGCCAAGCUGCAGGCGCUCGUGUCGUGGCGCGACCCGCGCGCCACGGGGAUGUUCGUGCUCCUCUGCGUCGUGGUGGCCAUGGUGCUGUACAUGGUGCCCAUGAAGGUGGUGGCAGUGGUCGCCGGGUUCUACUACCUUCGGCACCCCAUGUUCCGGGACCGGAUGCCGGCGCCAGUGAUCAACUUCUUCCGGCGGCUGCCUUCUAUGUCCGAACGUAUCAUGUAG